Messenger RNA from Letharia columbiana, 1698 nucleotides. RefSeq lists its product as uncharacterized. NCBI's taxonomy places the organism in Eukaryota, Fungi, Ascomycota, Lecanoromycetes, Lecanorales, Parmeliaceae. Gene Ontology annotation, cellular component: cytoplasm; plasma membrane. The transcript has a single exon. Bases 1 to 1698 code for a protein of 565 amino acids. Gene Ontology annotation, molecular function: protein binding. Gene Ontology annotation, biological process: endocytosis; endosomal transport. The record is from RefSeq and is a predicted model, not a curated record.
AUGACCUCUCGCGCCUCCAGGGAUCACUCCCCUUCGAACACGAAUUCCCGCGAUGUGGGACGACAAUCGACGGCUUUUCGAGGGGCUUUCCGUGCCUUCUCCCUAGUUGCCCCGGCAGAAUCCUUGCCAAAGUCUCACGUCGGCGCUAAUGGAGCUCUCGCCGCAGCUACGACCGCUGGAAUGGGAAUGCGAAGGCAGGGAGUCCAACUCGUCGAGGGGGCUACUUCAAACGGUCAAAAGGAGGAAAGGCUUUCUACGAAGACGCCUCGUCGGUCUGGUGCCUCGGAGAAAGUUGGAAGGUCACGAGAGCAGUCACCUUCUUACGCUGCCGCUUUGCAUGCUACCUCCAAGUCCACGCCUGUCAACACUCAAAAGUCCGGCGAUUCGACACCAAAGUCGCGCCAGCCGUCACCCUUACAGAAUAUUAUGGAUUACAGGGUUAAUACGCCAGCGACGAUAUCUCGCUCGACAGACGGAGCCGUCGGAGGAGCUACUAGUUCCCUCGUGAGUCUCUUCGAGUCCAAGCAAAACCACAAAAGGAAUAUUCCUAUUACCCAUUCGAUCCGUUACGUGACCAAGCCUACAUCAGUAAUUGCAAGUCCAACACCAAUCAAGCCAGCGAUAAGGUUAUCCACUACUAGUUCGCUAGGUACAUUCCCUUGUGCAUCUGAGCUAGAAAGGGGUUUCACAGCUUCAGACCCUUCGAACAUCACGGAUACCGGUGCUGCAGCUGCGGCUGCGCAAUCAGUUGGUCGAGCCAGAGCAGCAACAUCAAGGUCAAGUAAACCAGCACAUCCGACGCUUUUACCACGCACUGUGCCCGAACCCCCAGCUCCACGCCGAUCCGGAGCUUAUGCGCCACUGAAUUCAUUAUCAGAAAGCGGCCAGAAAAAUAUAACUGACAUUCCGCAGGAAAGUGCCUCGUUAGCAUUGGCUCAAGCUCGGCCUGCGGAACCGGGCACUGCUUUACAAGCACCUCGGUCAGACCCAGCAUUUCUGCCUUUGAAACUAUCUUUCGCUUCACCUUCACGUCCUCUUCUACCAGUCAGAUCUUCAAUAAGCUUUGAGACAAAGGUUGAUUCGUUGGCCAACACUAUUGUCGCCGCUUCGCUGGCUUCAUCCCGUGCGCCUUCUCCGACGAAACCGCCACCACCACCGCCCCGUCGUCACAAGUCGCAUUCUCUAUUUCAUAAUCACCAUAGCCAGGGACAGAUGUCUCGCACCCCAAGUCCAGCAAAGGUUUUGAGGCACACAAUGCGAGAACCGUUACCGUCAGAUGACGAAGUAGAAUACAAAAAGAAAAGCAUCCUCACGAGGAAGCAUCCACACAAACAUCAUGAAGGGGAUCGGAAAAGGUAUAGGGCUACUGUGACGGAACGGGAGAGACGAAGGUAUGACGGUGUGUGGGCUGCUAACAAGGGACUUUGGAUGGACGCCGAUUCAUCGGAUAGCGUCCUCAAUCUUAUGGUCCGCGACAUCUGGAGCCGGAGCCGUCUCCCAAACGAUGUUCUCGCAGACAUCUGGGACUUGGUAAACAUUCAAGGUGGUGACAGGCUCAAACGAAAUGAAUUUGUCGUAGGGAUGUGGCUGAUCGAUCAGCGAUUGAAGGGUAGGAAGCUACCUUUUAUGGUUUCCGAGUCCUUGUGGAAUAGUGUGCGGCUUUUGCAUGGCGUCAAGGUAUCCCGGCAUCAACAUUGA